AUGUCUAAAGUACCGUAUAGAGAAGCAAUAGGAUCACUAAUGCAUUUAGCAUUGUUUACAAGAUUGGAUAUAUUAUUUGCUGUAACGAAAUUAUCCCAAUACAAUGAAAACCCUGGUAGGGAACACUGGCUUCAAGUCAAACAUAUUUUAAGAUAUUUAAGUAAAACGCGCAGUUAUGGGUUAACAUAUAAAAGAAAUAACAAUAAUGAUAUCAACGUUUACUGCGAUGCAGAUUGGGGCAACGAUAUAGAUGAUAGGCACUCGUUCUCAGGUUUGAUUGUAAAAAUUGCAGGAUUUAAAAUGUUUUGCGAUAACAGGGCAGCAAUUGAUUUUUCGAGAAGCAAUAUAGACAGAAACAAGUCAAAACAUAUCGAUAUAUCCUAUCAUAUUGUGAGGGAAAAGUUGGAGCAAGGACUUAUGAGUUUGCAGUAUAUUCCGACCGACGAAAAUCCAGCGGAUAUGCUAACAAAAGGGCUGAAAGCAACUAAGCAUCAUGAAUACGUAAAAAUGUUGAAUUUAAGGUCUAUGAAUUUGGAGUCAAAUUAA
Messenger RNA from Colletes gigas, 546 nucleotides. Its product is annotated as secreted RxLR effector protein 161-like. Lineage: Eukaryota; Metazoa; Arthropoda; Insecta; Hymenoptera; Colletidae. The record is from RefSeq and is a predicted model, not a curated record. The transcript has 2 exons. The coding region runs from base 1 to 546 and encodes 181 amino acids.